AUGAUGUCUUCCAAAUCUCAAAGCAUCCCAAUUGCUCCCUCGCGCUACCGUCUUCUGGAGCAACGCUACAUGCAAGAAGAACGAGCUGCCAUGAUCCAAGCGGACUAUGACGAUUUUCUUCUUUAUCAGAGGAUUGUGGGUGGAAUUGAAAAGACGCAAGAAGCCACACAAUGUACCAAGCUACGAGAUCUGAACCAGCAGCUGAUCGAUCACCUUCACUAUAUACGCCAUGCUUCAUCUUCUUCGAGAAGAACCUACACUACAGGAGCAUCGCCUCCUUCUCGGAUUUCUGAUUCCGCUCGUCCACAUCAGCCAUCAAGGUGGAAUUUUCUUCCCAGAGAUGACUGUGAUGAGUACGCAUUUGAGGAAGACUAUCAACAGGAUGGUAGCAUCGAAUGUAUGCCUACACAGAGCGAUAGUUUUGCUUCCGUUGACGACGAGGAAACACUCAUUUUUGAGUUGGAUUUGUAA
Molecule: messenger RNA, 471 nt
Organism: Cylindrotheca closterium
Lineage: Eukaryota; Bacillariophyta; Bacillariophyceae; Bacillariales; Bacillariaceae
Source: the annotation of a GenBank genome assembly